Molecule: messenger RNA, 154 nt
Organism: Prorocentrum cordatum
Lineage: Eukaryota; Dinophyceae; Prorocentrales; Prorocentraceae
Source: the annotation of a GenBank genome assembly
CUGCGGACGGCAGCGCGUGGCUGCCGCCAGUGGCACAGCCCGAGCCCAAGGCCUCACAGAGUCCCGCUGGGGAGCUCGGCACGGCACCCACUUCCUGGGCGGCGCAUCAGCGCGCCCGACGCAGCAGCUGGCUUGUGACCCAGGAGCAGGUUGA